CAAUUACAGAUGCAUCUUCACUCAAACACUGAACACAAACGCAAGCACACACACACAACUAACAUAAUUAGUGUGUUCAGGACCAAGACCUGCAGUCCGGAGACUUCCAGGUAGCACAAUGUCUGGAGCUAAUAGUGACCAGCUACACCGAUCCACUCUCAGCAUCUAUGCACAUCUGAUGGAACAGUUUAACCCCGGGCUCCAACAGCUGGUCACUUUAGGUAACAGCUACGUCAAAGCUUUUCAAGCAUUGGUGUUGACAAGUGAGGCCUACUUUAGUGCACUGGCGAAGAUGGGAGAGCAGGCUCUCCACACACUCUCAUCCCGUUCACUUGGCGAUGUGUUGAUCCAGAUCUCAGAGACCCAGAGGAAGCUCACAGCAGAAGUGGAAGGAGUGUUCCACUGGUUCCACGUGGAGGUGUUGCAGGCCCUGGAUAAGAACCUCAGGCUCGAUGAGGAGUACAUAGGCGGCAGCAGGAGGGUGUAUGAGCUGGAGGUAAGAAAUCAGGCAGCAUCUCUGGAAAGGCAGCUGAGACGAGGCGCAUACAGAGACUCUCUGGAGGGCAGUGAGUACAUGCAGUAUUUGAGACAGAGCCAGUACGAGAUCCUGAGAGAAGAGGAGAGGAGAUAUCGCUUUCUCACAGAGAAACACUGCGGAUUAGCGCAGUCUCUGCUCUUCCUCCUCAACAAGACAGGGGCGUCUCUGCAGCAGAAAGCUGAGGGAUGGAAAGAGCGAGUGAACGAGAGCAAGAGCUCCAGGUCACGCACUCCCACGCCGUUAGAACAGGACACACACUUGAGGGCCGCAGUGAGUUCUCUACUCCAGCCUGGAGACAGGGACGAGGGCUGGCAUGGGCAAGACCACCAGUUGGGCAGGGUGCCGUCUAGAGCCCCAUCUCCGCUCCAGGCGCGCUCUCGGUCUGGCUCGGUGAGCGAGUCCCCGGGCAUCGGCGGAGGUCAGUCAGUCAGGGCGCUCGUCUCUCACCCUGCCUCCUCAAACCCAGUUCUGCUCCCGUUCUCUCGUGGUGACACGCUCGUGCUGCUCGUACCCGAGCCACGCAACGGCUGGAUGUACGGUCGCCAUGACGCCAGCCUGCGGCAGGGCUGGUUUCCUGCGUCGUACGUCGCUCCUGUAGAAGAUCUCGUCUCGUCCUCGAGCUCGAGCAGCGCGGCUCCCCGAAACAACCUGCUGGAGCCGACAAGCCAGUCAGAAUCUGUCGACGGUAGAAACUACGGCGAGAUCCCGCCCCUUCACAGAGGCUCCAACGACCUCCGUACCGUCUCGCCGCUUCUCGACAGGAAGGCGGAGUCGGCGUACGAGGCGAAGGCGAGUCAGAGCUACGGCGAGAUCCCGCCCCCGGCGCUGCCCGUUCGGAGAGUGUCGGGGGAUUUCCGCCCGGUCUCGCCGCUCCUCGACAGGAGGGCGGAGUCUCACUUUGAGAGCAUGACUGGUUACGCCGUUCCUGAGAGAAAGACGGAGCUGAUCGUACAGAGGCCGAACCCUCACAGGCAGCUGCCAGAGCACCCCUUGUUUCCCAGGUAAACUCUAACCUGCGUACCGUCUAGUGCUCAGGGGAUCGAAUCCUUUCGCCACGGUGAAGCUCCGCCCCACGGUGACCAACGACAGAUCGGCACCGAGAAUCCACUGACCAAUCACAGCAGGCGAAAGCGGCCGCUCUGAUCGGCCACGGGACUCCCACCACGACACGAUCUGCUUCGGAACAAUGGAAAAUUCGAGCGCUUGACACGAGACGAGGCAGAGAAUUACGUCUGGGAUCCUUCUUCCAGUUUUAUUUCAUAAAAAGUGGCGUAAUUCCAUAAAUCCCACACCAAACAAACAAACACCUACUGACUAGCCUAAAUGGGCGUGUCCAAACUGACCAUACUACAAAUUCCUCAGCUAUUACGUCGCUUUUGCUAGCUCGUAAUUCAUUUGAGAUUAGAUUUUCGAUCACUAGGUUAACUUUUACUCCGCAUUUAAAUUGCUUAGCAGUCUUCCAAGAUUAGUUUGUGCUUGCUAGGUUAGCUUUUAGUCCUUAAGCUAGCUGUUGCUAUGCUAUAUUUGUCUUCCAAGAUUAGCUUUUACUAACUAUGUUAGCCUCGACCAGCUAGAGUAGCUAUUGCUAGCUAGAUUCAUUUCCUACCGAGAUUAGAUUAGAUCUGAAUGCAAACUUAUGAUAAAUGCUGAGUGGGAGGAGAAUAGCGACAUCAGACAUCAGCCUUGUGAUUGGUGGGGGGGGGGGGAAACAAGAUUAACCACACCCUCGUUAUAUUCAACGGGGAGACGUUUCAGUGAAGUGAAUUUAGACAGCGGGAAGUGUGUGCGAGUGUGUGUUUUGUCUGAUCUCGCCUCCUCUAAGUGUGUUUAGUUAAGAGUGUCGUGUGUUUAUUCUGUGAUGUAGUGUAGAUUACGUGCUGAGUGUUCUCCUCCGAACACAUUGAGGCACUGCGGUUCCGAAACGCUCACUUCGGAGAGCGUUGUACGUAGGUGCAUCUUCGCUUUCACGCCGUUAGCGUUAAGACAAAUACAUCGCAACAUGAAAACGUAUGAUAUAUUCUUAGAUGUUAUUAUAUGCUUAGUGUUGUAGUAUGACUAAAAAUAUUAAUAAAUAAAUAAUGUAUAAAUCGAUAACUUGGGUUAAACGUUACAUUCGACUGUGUUUUGAUAUUUUUGUUUGAUAUCCAGAUGUUGUAGCAGAGCUACAAGGCUAAUGUAACACAAAAUGUGAGAAAUGACAAGUCCAGAUGUUUUGAGUUCAAGGCAAGACUUCACUUUAUUUCUCUCUCGGUUUUUCAUUUUUCUCUCUUUUCUUUUUUCACAGCUUUGUCGUCACGCUUUGUCGUCUUUGAUUUUGUUUUUUUGUUUUUUU
Ictalurus furcatus (blue catfish) is the source of this 2870-nucleotide messenger RNA. It is a transcript of the gene baiap2l2b, whose product is annotated as BAR/IMD domain containing adaptor protein 2 like 2b. Bases 119 to 1543 code for a protein of 474 amino acids. The transcript has 15 exons. Lineage: Eukaryota; Metazoa; Chordata; Actinopteri; Siluriformes; Ictaluridae. The record is from RefSeq and is a predicted model, not a curated record. Gene Ontology annotation, molecular function: protein binding. Gene Ontology annotation, cellular component: nucleoplasm; cytosol. Gene Ontology annotation, biological process: plasma membrane organization; positive regulation of actin filament polymerization; actin crosslink formation.